ACUUCACACUUCCAUUCCCACUCACAUCUCACAUCAUUGCAUGACUCGAGCCUUCCAAAGCUUCGUCUAGGAUGGACUAUAAGGAGAACGUCGCGUCGGGCUCUUUACCGCAGGCAUCGACGUUCAUUAAGCCAGAACCUUCUGAGCACAAGAUUAGCCCAUUGUCGCCGUCAAACUCUCAUGAUUCAAUCAAAGACGCGUCAACAAAAGUUAAACCGGAGCCAAGCGACGCUGCACGCGUUUUUCUCGAGAGGGGUCUUCCUGUACCCUCAUAUAUUGCAGCCGAUUUGAAGGAUGCGUCGUCUGCUGAAACCCGCGUGAAGAAUGAGAACGGACAUGCGGCCCCUAUUGCUCAGAACGAGGGGAACGUCCCCGCCCCAUUACCGGCACCGUCGACGUACAAAGUAUUCGAAACUGCCGAUGAGAUUCCUUACACUCCUGAGGAUGCUCUGAGCGAAGGUACGAAGAUGGUGAAGGCCAUGGAAGCCGAGAUUAAGAAGAUCAACCUCGGGAGCAAGUUGCGCAAAGACGUGUGGCUUAGGGAAAUUGAGAGCCUCAAAAGUCAAGGCUCCCCUACUACCAUGAUUGCCAUCUGCGGAGCUACUGGUGCUGGCAAAUCGUCGAUUCUGAACGCCAUCCUUGACGAUAAUAUCGUCCCGACGAGUGGAAUGAGAGCAUGCACGGCCGUCGUCACCGAGAUCGGUUACCAUGCGAAGAAGACCAUUGAUGCGGACGUGUCCUUUUUGUCUGAAGCCGAGUGGAAAGAAGAGCUUGCAGUAUUGCUAGAGGAUCUAGUAGACGAAGAUGGCAAUCUGAAGAGAACUACCGAUCUCAAGAGCGACUCUGGUGUUGCCUGGCAUAAGGUCCAUGCGGUGUAUCCGUCUAUUUCUCAAGAGCAGCUUGUUCAAAUGAGUGUCGAUCAGAUUAUUGCACGUGAUCCGAAAAUUGCUAGGAUAUUGGGUACCACCAAGAACAUCGUAGCAAAGGAUUCCAAGGCUUUCGCGCAGGAAAUAUCGAGAUACAUUGACUCCAAAGAUCAGAAGCGGGGUGACAAGAAGAAGAAUAAGGAUAAGCCGAAAGAGAAGGAGAAGGACAAAGUUCCAAGCUUCAUGGACAUGCUCAAGGACGCUCGCGGGACAAAGGAGAAGGCAAAAGAAAAGGACCCGGCGGACGAGGCAGCAUUUUGGCCCCUUAUCCGACAAGUCCGGGUGCGCUGUAAUGCUGCAGCUCUUUCGACGGGCGCCGUCCUCGUCGAUCUGCCGGGAGUCGCUGACGCGAAUGCGGCAAGAAAUAACAUUGCGAAGGACUACAUGAAGAAGUGUGAUUGCGUCUGGAUUCUGGCGCCGAUCACUCGAGCCGUUGAUGAUAAGACCGCGCGAGACUUACUUGGCGACGCUUUCAAGACACAGUUGAUGAACGGAAACUAUGACGCUAACUCUAUCACUUUUGUCGCUACGAAGUGCGACGACAUCUCUUGCUCGGAGGUUAUCCGAGCUCUCAACCUGGACGAUGAGCCUGAACUCGUUGAAAUCGAGGGACGGAUCGAACAAUGCAACGAUGACAUGGAAGAAUGGAAAGAGAAGAAAUCAGAAGCCGACCAGGUUGUCAAAGGAGUCGAGAAGCAGCUGCAAGAGAUCCGCGCUUACCGCGAAGAAUACAAAGAACAUAUGGCGGCCUUAGAGAACAACAAACCUUUUACUCCCCGUCUGACGGGAAAAGCCGCCCAAAAGGCUCAGAAGGCGGGGAAGAAGAGGAAGAACGCUCGAGGUGGCAAGGGUGGCUCCCCGAAACGCCGUAAGAGCGAGGCAUACGAUGACGACGACUUCGAUGACGAUUUCGAUGAUUCCGACGUCGACAUGGACGGGAACAGUAGCGAGGCCGAUAAAUCCACCGACGAGGAAUCUGAUGGGGAUACUGACGCUGAAAACGGGUCCGAGUCCGGUAGCGACAGCGAGGAACAAGAGGAAGUCACGAUCGAGAGCCUGCAGACCAAGAUCAAGGAGGCAGACGAUGCCAUCAAGGUUGGGCGGCAGCAGCUGAGCGAGGCACGGAAGGAAAGGAAGGAAGCGAACGACAUGUUGGCAACGCUGAAGAAGAAGCAGGCGGAAGCGCAGAAGGAGAAGAAUGCUUUCUGUUCAUUGAAACGGUCUGAGUUUUCUCGCGAUGUCUUGAAGGAAGAUUUCCGCACUGGUCUCAAGGACCUCGAUGAUGCCGAAGCCGAGAGGCGGGACCCAGAUUCAUUUGAUCCUAGCGUGAACAUACGCAACUACGACGAGAUUGACCUGCCUGUUUUCACCGUAUCAUCUCGAGACUACGUCAGAUUGACGAACCAAGUGAAGGGAGACGGAGAUCCCAGCUGCUUCUCGAAUAUGGAGCACACAGGAGUCCCUGCUCUGCAGCAGUGGUGUCACACCUUGACGGUCAGUUCGCGGGAGCGAGCUGCUCGUAAUUUCUUGAUGCACCUCAAAACCUUCGCGAAUUCUGUUCGCACUUAUAUGGAAGGUAUUGGUGAGGUUACGGAGAUUGAUAGGGCAACCCUGCGGGAGAAGUGGGAGUCAACUCCUCAAGACGAUGGCGCUGGCGACUUCGCGAAUGCGGGUUUUGACUUGGCUGACCUGGGAGAACUGGGCGCCCUCUAUUCCAUGAACGGAAAGCCCGCGAAGAAAGUAGAUGCUUACGGCGAGCCGACGGGUGUCACUCCUCGCCUUAUUAAGGAUUUCGCGGGAAUCAUCAAUAAGACGAUCGAAGACGUCCAGGCGCGCUUCAAGGAUGGACUCGAGGAGAAGUGCCAGGCCGGCGCAGAGAUGGCUGCUUCUUCCGCCCUUACUACAUCGGACACUUUCGCAUCUUCUGUGCAUUGGGCUACGUAUCGAGCAACCCUUCGCCGCCAUGGAUCAUUUAGACAAGACCUAAAUGUCGAGCUAAUCAAUCCCAUGACUCGUAACAUUGCAAGUUCUUGGAGCAAGGUCUUCGAGGCUGACCUUUUCGCGGCCUUCGAAGCGAAUACAAAGGCGGCGAUCAAAAGGCUGGUUGAGGAAGUCGAAGAGUCCGCGGCUCCGGCUCUGAAGGAUCGCGUAAGGAAUCAAGCCGAGCUGAGCCUGGAAGAGGCCAGCGUCACUCUCAAUAAGACGCUAGAGACGGUCCGAGAAGCAAUGAACAAUCAGCAGAAGGAAGUGUCCAGGUGCUUAGCGCCGCAUGUGCAGAAUCAACUGAUCGAGGGAUACGACCGCGCCAUGCUGGAAAGGGGCAAGGGAAGUGUUGCCCGGCAGAAGACUGUAUUCCAUGAUUUCAUCGAUGAUGUGAAAGACGAGGUCUUCACCGGAGGCGCAGAUGUGAUUAUGAACCGUCUCGCCCAAGCAGCUGAAGCUGUUGGGGAGGCGCUCGAAGAAGGUUUGGCAGCCCUGGCGGAGAAGGUGGAAGUCAGCUUGGCCGUCCUCUGGGAAGGUCAGCGCGAUGACCCAGCUGCCAUCCGAGCGCGCCUCGAGCUGGUGCGGAAGAUGUCGGACAUUACUGCCCAGGUUCAACUGUGGCUGGAUGCCGAGCGGAUCCACCGAUUGUCAUCUGCUACCUAGUGGACGUCCUUCACCACUUUCCUGGAUACCACCUCUCCGAAUCGCGACACACUGGCCGUGGGUAUCGUACUACGUUCACGCGGAGAGAUUGCAUAUUCUUCCCGCUAUUGGUAUAUCAUAAGAUGUGGCCUUUUAUGUUUUCAUUGGCCCUGUAAUCUUAUCACGAGGUUUCUCUUUGCUGUACGAGAAGUGUAUUCACUCUUAUAUUCGCUUUAUGAUUUGCUUUCGUCUAAUUGCUGCUGUACGCAUAGAAUGACAUUAGAGCCUCUUUCGCUG
Gloeophyllum trabeum ATCC 11539 is the source of this 3848-nucleotide messenger RNA. RefSeq lists its product as uncharacterized. The record is from RefSeq and is a predicted model, not a curated record. Bases 72 to 3572 code for a protein of 1166 amino acids. Lineage: Eukaryota; Fungi; Basidiomycota; Agaricomycetes; Gloeophyllales; Gloeophyllaceae. The transcript is spliced from 23 exons.